AUGGGGGCCACCGGCGAUGGCUACCCGCUGAGGGAGCGCCCGUUCAAAGACAGCGAGGACGACGACGCCGACGACAAGUACGCGCCGCGCCGCAGCAUCGACGAAGAGGCCCAGUUCCUCGCCGAGGACGAUGACGACAAGCACGACGACGACGACGACGACGACGACGACGCGUACGAGCUCGAGGAGAGCACCUCCAGCACGCCCUCGCUACUCUCCCAGCAAAAGUUCCCUCACACGCCCCAGGGCCGACGGCAACGACAACGACAACGACGCCACUGCCUCUCCGGCCCGCAGCCGCCGCGGACGCACGUCAUCCGGCCCGUGUUCCCCGUCGUCCAGUCGGCGCCGCCGCGGCUGCUCGACCUCGUGGCGCCGACGACGCGCCGCAAGGGCGUCGUCGUCGCCGUGUUCCUCGCGCUCUGGGCCGUCGCCUUCUCGGUGCCGCUGGCCUCGUCGCGCGCCCUCAAGGACGACCUCGGCCGCGACGUGCUCAACCUCGGCUGCGCCGACUCGCUGUGGCGCUUCAAGAACGGCUGCGGCCUCGACGGCGCCGACUGCCGCCCGUUCAACAACGCGAGCUUCACGUUCCGGUGCCCGGCGAACUGCAUGGCGCACCAGCUGCUGAACCCGCACGCCGUCGGGCCCAAGGAGGUUGUGUACCGGCCGCUCGUCGUGGGCGGCGGUGGUGGCAACGGAAGUGAUGCUAAUGCCGAUGCUGAUGUCAAUACUAACGUUGACGGCGGCAUCUACCGCGCCGACUCGAUGAUCUGCGCCUCGGCGAUCCACGCCGGCAUCGUGACGGACCUCAGCGGCGGGUGCGGCCGCCUCGACCGCGUCGGCCAGCACGAGAGGUUCAACGCGUCGACGAGGAACGGCGUCGAGACGGUCGCCUUCGACUCGUACUUCCCGUCCUCCUUCACCCUGGCCGCCGCCGACCCCUCGCUCCGGUGCCCGGCGUCCGACCCGCGCGAGGCCCUGCUGCCGACCUCGCUCUUCUUUUCGACGCUCUUCUCGCUCUUCACGACGUCGCCGGCCUGGCAGCUGGCCGUCUCCUUCGUCGGCAUCUUCGCCCACGUCAGCUUCGCCUCCGACCCGCCCCCGGCCUCGCGCCACGCCGCCUCCGUCCUGCCGGACCGCAUCUCCAUGUUCGCCGGCCGCCUCCUCCCGGCCGCCUUCUGCGCCGCCGUGCUCUACCGCCUCUGCGUCCGCCGCACCCUCGCCGGCCUCGCCGCGCAGUUCGAGAAGACGGCCCUCUGGCUCGGCGGCUUCUGGUUCGGCGCGCUGUCCAACUACACCUUUGGCUGGAUGCCGAUCCAGCGCCUCACGGCCCACGACAUUGAGCAGCAGCCCGGCGCGAAGCCCGCGCUGGCGUUUAUCCUCGUCGUGCUGACCUUCAUCAUGGCCAAGCAGGUCUACUUCUUCUGGCUCGAGGGCCGCCUGCCGCGCUUCCUCGCCCUCUACGCCCUGUUCCUCGCCGCCAUCGUCGCGGGGCUCUCGGUGCCGGGCGUCGACCUGCGCGUCCACCACUACAUCAUGGCCUUUUUGCUGCUGCCGGGCACGAGCAUGCAGACGCGCUCCUCGCUCUUCUACCAGGGCAUGCUGCUGGGGCUCUUCGUCAACGGCAUCGCCCGCUGGGGGUUCGACUCGGUCCUCCAGACGCCCGACGACCUCCGCGAGGACGGCGCCUUCGGGUCCCUGCUCCCGGAGAUCGCCGCGCCCAUCAUCUCGUCCGGCUCGUUCGAGCCCAGCAUCAGCUUCAGCUGGGUGCUGCCGACCGACGCCAACGCCGUCGUCGCCGCCGGGUUCGACGGCAUCAGCGCGCUGGUCAACGACGUCGAGCGGUUCCGGUACUACUUCGCCGACGGGGCGGACGACAACGUCUUCAUCUGGAUGCGCAAGGCCAGGAUGGCGCUGCCCGAGUAUUUCCGGUUCGCGUACAUCAAGGACGGCGUCACGCUAGACUACACGCAGGCCGGGACGUGGUUCGCCAACGGCACAUGGGCGAUGGCGCCCUCGCAUUAG
Colletotrichum higginsianum IMI 349063 is the source of this 2025-nucleotide messenger RNA. Its product is annotated as LCCL domain-containing protein. Bases 1 to 2025 code for a protein of 674 amino acids. The transcript has a single exon. The record is from RefSeq and is a predicted model, not a curated record. NCBI's taxonomy places the organism in Eukaryota, Fungi, Ascomycota, Sordariomycetes, Glomerellales, Glomerellaceae.